UCUGAAGGCAUAAAAAGAAAAUUGUACAUCUAGAAACACGAACAAUUUUCCAUCAAGUCUGCUUACGAAAAAUAGUGGCAGGUAGUCCGCUUCAAAAACACAUAGCACAUUUGUCAUCACUUUGUACUGUGCUACUUGGGUGAUGAUGCAUGUGUACAGUGAGCAAAUGUGGUUCCUACAACAUUCAGGAUCUGCGAUAAGGAUUGGGCUCAUCUAUCCAAUCAACCAUAGGAACACACAAAAAAAUAUUAUUUAUAUGCUGUCUAGGAAUGCAUUCAACAGUCAUAUAUGCACUUCCAAGCUAAGAGCAAGAAGUGGAUAACUUUCUGUCUUCCUUACAAAUCUGACACAAAAUAAGGCAUCUUCUUACGCCACUCACAGGAAAAAAGAAAGAAAUUAUUAUGAGAGAAGGUAUACCCUCAAAAAUCACAUCAUACAACCAGACCUACAGACUACGGAAAGCUGUUUGUAUUCUGGAGGAUAACACAUCAUGGGAGCCUUGGACUACAAAUUAGAUUGGAUAAGAAUGAAAAAAGUGGGAAUAGCCAUUGCUGCACUGUGUAAAGGUUCAUUUAGCGAAGUCAAGAAGAGUCGGUGUGAACAUCAGAACUCGCUUGAGUAAAGGUAGAAUUACUCCAUUGAAUCACAGUGCCAAUUUGUGAAAACGUGAUUCUUGGAGCAGGUGAAAGGAAUUCGGAUCAGGAGAAAUUCUGCAAGAAGAGGGUACCCUGGACGUGCAAGACUUCUCUUUGGCUUCAAAGUCGUUCUAUCAUUCCUCUUGGCAUUCUUGAAUACAGUAACAGGUAUUCAUGCUCAUUUCUCGAGAUGCCUAGUAUCCUACUGCUGAAAGCUCAAUCUGAUGAAGCCAAAAGUGAAACAGAGGAUCCAUACGUCUCCACCCUAACUCAUCAUAAUUUUUAUGUACGGCUCAUACAUUCACUGGAUUUCCAAUUUCAUAGCUUAGAAAAUCUUGCAGAGAGAUUGAAUGGCCCCAACAACUACUCAGGUAUGGUUUUCACAAGCCCUCGCUGUGUUAAAGCUGUUUCUGAGGCUUUAAAAUCAAACCUCUUACCGCCUGGGUGGGAGUCCCGAAAAGUUUUCGUAGUCUCUGAGAAAACAGAUCAACUAGUGCGGAGUGUAUUGAAUUUUUCAAGCACUGUCGGUGCCUCUGCAGGCAAUGAAGAAUCUUUGAUUUCUGUCAUUUUGGAAGAGAUCAUACCUGGAUCAAAACCUCUCUUACUGCCAAUCGGUAGUUUAUCAUCCCACAAGAUCCAUGACAAAUUAAAAGAGAGAGGUGUUGCUGUGGAAGAAUUAGAGGUGUACAAAACUGUUCCACAUCCUGCACUGAGAGAGCAAAUGGAAGAGGUAGUGAAACAGAAUAUUCCUGAUGUUGCCGUCUUCUUCAGUCCAUCUGGGAUUUCGUUUUCUAAGCCCAUCAUGACUGAAGCCUUCAUCAGUAAAGUGAAGUUUAUAGCGAUUGGACCAACAACAAAGCGGGCCCUGGAAGAUGCAGGUCUACCUGUUGCUAGUACGUCAGCCAAACCCAAUCCAGAUUGCCUCUUAGAUGCAAUCAACUCUGCCCUUAAGGAGGAAUCAUGACCAUUAUUCAUAGUAACGUGAGUUAUAAAUUUUAAAUGUCUCAAAUUUUUUGCACAUAUAUUAACUAGGCAUUUCUCCUUUAUUUUUGGUUCAUUCAUAUCUUUAGGAGAAUUCUAGGAUUAAAUAUCAUUCAAUUUUUUUAAUGAAAUUCGGUCAAUGCCAGAUUGGCGAACAAAGCAGGUGACAGGAGUUGAAAUUGCUUUGUUUCGUCGACUCACAUGUAUGUGAGACAAUAGACCUUAGUAGAGGCAGGUUGGCUGCCUCACCUAUAAUCAAUCUGAGGAUUUCCUGCGAGAAUUUGUGCGGUAAUCGAAUAUAAACAUGAAUAAUCCUCGAAAUAAAAGAACAAUAAUCUGUUUCUCUAAAUUAUUGGCUCAGUGAAUAUUGAGCAGAAUUUGAAUACCUUGCUUGUUACUGGUAGGUUACAAUUUCUGUUUUUUUAAAAGAAAUGAUGAAUCUCUUGAAUGAUGUGUCUCUUACAAUUUGUCCUGGUUAUCAAAAAAUUUUUUUCCAAAAUUAAGUCACCAUAAGAGCAAAUCAAGGAAUUUUUGGUUUUUAAGUAUGGCUUGAGAGGUUUUUAAGAAUAUUUCCUUUUCUAAAGUAAGAAUAAUAUUUUACUUUCAAUUUAUUUCACAAGAAACAUAAAAAUAAACAUAAUUCUCAUAAAAUUUCUGGGAAGUCUGGCUAAUUAUUACUGAAAUAUCUUUACAAAUUUCCUCUUUGCGCCUGGGCCAGCUCAAUAGCUUCAAACAGAGCCUUGAAGUUUCCAGCACCAAAUCCCUGUAAAAAAUUAAAAAAAAAUUAUUUUAAAUAAUCUAAUUUUUCAGAUAAUGAUUCUUCUUCUUUCAGUGAUUGGAAAAAGAAUAGAAAAAUACUUAUCAAAAUUGAAGUAGCCAUGAAAAGGAAACCUUAGUCUCUAUUAAAAACAUCCUGCUACGAUUUGGGUGGAGAAAAUUAUAUUUUAUUGGCCGCUUAUACCAAGAAGUAAAAUACAGAAUAGGGUUCGCUUUUCUUAAAGUAAAAAUUUUGAGCUGAAUCCAUAAUUGUUUCUUCAAUAAUGAGAGGAAGAAGAAAAAAAUUGGAGUCCUGUCAAUGAAUGCAUUUCUAAUAUCCAUACAAAAAGGAACCAUAGGAUACCUAGAUUUUUUGUUUGAAAUCUAAAAUUUAUCAACUCUAGUGCUAAACAAAAACUGUAUGGUUAUAAUAAUCAACCAAAAGUUUCAUGUAUCAAUCAGUUCACUAACUCUAGGUACUUUUCAGUGGAAAUGAUUGCGGAGUCGCCAAACUGUCAAGCACCACUUUUUAAUAGCGUCUCCAAGUGAAGUUUUUUAUUACUUUUGAAUUUGAGUUGAAAAUUGUAUAAAGGUCGGAACUAUAAAAUAUUUUCUUGAGUUUUUUUUGGAACUACAUACCUUUAAGAUUAUGUAGACAAAUAGAUACAUCAUUCUACAGUCUGAUAUUAACUGACAAGUUUUAGGUGCCUGACGCUAUCUUAAAAUUGAAUAUGCAUAUCAGGUGCUGUGCCAAAUGUUCGAUGACAGGUGAGAAUGCUUUCCGAUCAAAAGUCAAAUUUUUAAUAUUUUGCUUUUAAACUCAAGAUCUUGAAAACUACAGCGUGCAAUAUGAGCCAAAUCAAGUUAUUUGAAUUUGUGGUGUAAUGUUUUCUUUUUGUGUUAACUUUUGAUUGGAGAUUUAUAAAUUGUUAUAAUAAAAUGUCAAUCAAAGGA
Molecule: messenger RNA, 3326 nt
Organism: Bemisia tabaci
Lineage: Eukaryota; Metazoa; Arthropoda; Insecta; Hemiptera; Aleyrodidae
Product: uroporphyrinogen-III synthase
Biological process (GO): uroporphyrinogen III biosynthetic process
Cellular component (GO): cytosol
Molecular function (GO): uroporphyrinogen-III synthase activity
Source: RefSeq, a predicted model, not a curated record